Molecule: messenger RNA, 960 nt
Organism: Camelina sativa (false flax)
Lineage: Eukaryota; Viridiplantae; Streptophyta; Magnoliopsida; Brassicales; Brassicaceae
Product: AAA-ATPase At5g17740-like
Molecular function (GO): ATP binding; ATP hydrolysis activity
Source: RefSeq, a predicted model, not a curated record
AUGAUUCUCAAGUUGAUCAAAUCGAUGGUUCAAGCAAUAACUCGUCCAAUACAAUACUUGAUCAUCUCCUAUCUCCGGUAUCUUGUCGGCUUACCUUCGCUGACUGGUAUAAAGGAUCAUCAUGUCACGGUUAUCAUCGAGGAAUUGACGGAUGUUGGGACGGAAAACGUACUCUAUGGCGCCACUCGGGCUUAUCUUUUCAACAAAAUCAACGUCGACUUCGUCAAAUUUUACGUCGGUGAAUGUAUGUUCGACGACAUAUACCAAGGGGUCGAGCUCAAGUGGAGGAUCUUCGUUGAUAACAAAAAUGCUGGAAAUAUCAAUAAGCAGUGCUUCGAGCUGAGAUUUGACGAAAAGCACAGAGAUUUGGUUUUCGACUCUUACAUACCUUUCGUGGAGAGCCAGGCCAAGAGCAAGAAGAGAAUCCUCGAGAUGCACACAUACUCUCACUGCUCUGACUCUUGGGCAAUCAAGAGCCUCAAUCACCAUUCAACUUUUGAAACGAUUGUUAUGAAGGAAGGGCUCAAGCGUGACCUCAUCGAAGAUCUUGACCAGUUCAUCAGCAAGGAAGAUUAUUACAAAAGAGAUCGGCGACGGCGACACUGGGUGAGAUUUUAUUUGUUGCAUGGGCAACCAGGGACCGGGAAGACUAGUCUUGUUGCUGCUAUGGCUAAAUAUCUGAACUUGGAUGUCUAUAAACUAAACCUCCCUCUAGGGUUGAAAACUGACUUCGACCCGAAGAGACUUAUCUCCAGAGCCAAGGACAGCUCGAUUCUCCUCGUAGAGGAUAUAGACGGCUCCCUCGAGGGAUUGAAUGUGGAAUUAUCGCAACUGUUAGGUUGCUUAUCUCGGGUUUAUGGCCAAACACGCGUUGUAAUAUUGACGACAAACAACAAGGAGAGUCUUGACCCAACAUUGCUAUGUUAUAUGGAUAUGAAGAUUGACAUGGGACACUGCUGA